Spinacia oleracea (spinach) is the source of this 1758-nucleotide messenger RNA. RefSeq lists its product as uncharacterized. The transcript is spliced from 2 exons. Gene Ontology annotation, cellular component: cytosol. Bases 288 to 1334 code for a protein of 348 amino acids. NCBI's taxonomy places the organism in Eukaryota, Viridiplantae, Streptophyta, Magnoliopsida, Caryophyllales, Amaranthaceae. Gene Ontology annotation, molecular function: protein-folding chaperone binding. The record is from RefSeq and is a predicted model, not a curated record.
AAAUUCUCUCUCAACGACCGUAUCUCCUGUAGGGCCCAUCUCCACACGUUGUGUCAUCUUCUUCCAUAUAAUCCACCACCAUUAACAAACUCUGAACUUUCUCUCUCCUCCCCCCUCUUCUCCUCCACUUACACAUCUACACGUCUCCCCCUUCCCAACGGUAAUAUCACAAACAUUCAAAAUCCCUAAUAAAAAAAUCCCUAAUUUUGGAUUCAUGCAUUUCCCAGAAAUUCAACCUAGAUAAUCAAUCAAUUACUUAAUCAGCAAUCAAAAGAAUUCCGCAGGAAAUGGGGGUAGAUUACUACAACAUUCUGAAAGUGAAUCGAAAUGCAAGCGAAGAUGACCUCCGGAAAUCAUAUCGUCGAUUAGCAAUGACAUGGCACCCAGAUAAGAACCCUAACAACAAGCGUGAAGCUGAAGCUAAAUUCAAGCAGAUUUCUGAAGCGUACGAUGUUCUCAGCGAUCCUCAGAAACGUCAGAUCUACGAUCUUUACGGCGAAGAAGUUCUCAAAUCAGGGCAAUUCCCUCCUCCGCCUUCCGCCUCUCAUGGUGGCGCUUCGGCCUCGCACCACCGUCAGCGCAAUCAUCAUAGUGGAAACCCUAACCCUAAUUUCUCGUCAUUUCGGUUUAAUCCCAGAGACGCGGAUGAUAUUUAUGCGGAAUUGUUUGGGGAAGGCGGGGGUGGUGGUAGAGCUACUAGUAGAGGGAGAUCGUAUAGAGAUGGGUAUUUUCGGACGUCGAAUGGCGGCGGUGGUGGAGAAGGGGCGGGCCCACAGGUGCAGAGGAAAGGGCCUCCAGUGGAGAAUAGUUUGCCUUGUAGUUUAGAGGAUUUGUAUAAGGGUGCUAAGAAGAAGAUGAAGAUUUCCAGGACUGUAGCUGAUGCUACUGGAGCGGUCCGAACUGUGGAGGAGAUACUGACAAUUGACAUAAAACCGGGUUGGAAGAAGGGCACUAAGAUCACUUUCCCUGAGAAAGGUAACCAAGGGCCUGGUGUCAUUCCAUCAGACCUUAUAUUUGUGGUAGAUGAGAAACCUCAUCCUCUCUAUAAAAGAGACGGUAAUGAUUUGGUGGUUGAUCAGGAGAUAACUCUUCUAGAAGCCCUCACUGGAAAGACCCUUGAACUGACAUCCCUAGACGGAAGGAGUCUCGCUAUCCCUUUAAAUGAUAUCAUAAAACCUGGCGAUGAGGUCGUUAUAUCUAAUCAAGGGAUGCCAAUCUCAAAAGAGCCAAAUAAGAAAGGCAAUCUGAGAGUUAAAUUUGAUGUCAAGUACCCAUCAAGGCUCGCCGAAGAACAGAAGGCUGAUUUACGAAGAGUUUUGGGUGGAAGCUUGUGAAAGGAAUCAUUUUCCAUUGCUGUCAUGUGUAAAUACAGAACAGAUGCAAAAUUGUGAAUACUAGCAAGCAUGAAAGUAAUUGAAGGUUGCGAGUUUUCCACUCAGGAGAGUAGAUUAUUAUUAGGUAAGUACGAGUACGAGAACGUAGUAGUAUUAUUUUCAUCAGAAGCCUCAGUAUUUAUGUUGGUAGUGUUUUCUCCUGGAAAAGAAUGGGAUGAAAAGAUAGUCUAAUUGGAACAUUUUAGAUUUUUUUUUGACAGCAAAUUUUGUGCAUUGCUGCUUGCAAUACUGGUUUCUUUUUGUAUUCUGUUCAAGCCCGAAAAAGGAAAUUCUAUUCCCAGGUUUUGUUACAAGGAAACUGGAAAUAAUCAAGGGUGCUUGUGAUUGUCAUUGGCUUUGGAUAUUACCAACACUUUUGUGCUUA